This is a messenger RNA of Pseudovirgaria hyperparasitica, 1019 nucleotides long. RefSeq lists its product as uncharacterized. NCBI's taxonomy places the organism in Eukaryota, Fungi, Ascomycota, Dothideomycetes, Acrospermales, Acrospermaceae. The record is from RefSeq and is a predicted model, not a curated record. Bases 161 to 721 code for a protein of 186 amino acids. The transcript has a single exon.
CACCAACACACGCACUCAGUAGACAACUAAUAUCCGAAUUGAUAAAACCUGUCAUAUCGCUCUAGGCGACUAAUUGCCUGAUGUUGACCAGCACCUCGUGUCAACACUGCUGCAGUUGCUCUUCGCACCCUUCCUUCCUCGUAUCCUGAAAGUCUCUACCAUGACUCCUUCCACGUCUUCUCCACCCAGGAUCUUCAUCGUAGAGCGAUACCAGUACAGAUCAAAGAGCCAGCAACUACCUCAAAAGGAGCCUCACAGUCAACAUGACGACGUGGAAUCCGCAAACGAGGCAGCCGACAGCGUCUUCCAGCAGCUGAUGGCCGACCACUUCAGCCAGUUUGGCUACCUGGAGACCAAAGGCAUCGAUGCCCGCGAUGGAUUGUUUCGCGGUGCAUUCCUUCUAGCUCAGAAGGAUUCUGGAAAUUACGUUGAGCGCAUUGGCGUAUGCGUCCGAAGAGAUUUACAUCUGCCCCGUUUGCAUAGCGGCGCGGGCACGUGGGGAGAGAUCCGCAAUCUGCCCUUCCAUUUGAGCCCGGAUCAGAGAAGCACCAAGCGGAAGAGGGAUAUCUGCGAUAAAGACCCACUCGGGAAGGAACCGAAGCGUUGUGAGCUCUCUGUGCGCGCGAGAGACUGUGCGAGAGCUCCCUGUGGCAGUGCGAUGGAUCCCUAUGCUGACCCAAUGCUGCUUGACGAAGGAUGUUUAAUGGGUGCAGCAAGGUGACGAUGUUUCAAUGUUGGAUUAAAGGCUUUCGCGUGCUCACCUGAUCAACGGUCCCACGAGCCCCUCGACGACCGUCCAGGAUCCCAGCGGGCUGGCUUUAAUUUUAUAUGUACGCCUACAUUUUAGAUCGAGUGAUCUCGGUAAGGAAUCUGGCGGCAAGACACUCACCAGCCCUCAGAUCUCUUCUUUGUCAAGCUAUGUUAUGUCUGUGCAGCUACGUGUAGGUGGUACAACACGCUCCAAGCCACGUCAGCCGAGUAGGCUGUCCUACAAGGGAUCGCUGUGCUCAACGUCUUGU